This is a messenger RNA of Nicotiana attenuata, 690 nucleotides long. RefSeq names its product CASP-like protein 4A1. The transcript is spliced from 3 exons. Bases 1 to 690 code for a protein of 229 amino acids. NCBI's taxonomy places the organism in Eukaryota, Viridiplantae, Streptophyta, Magnoliopsida, Solanales, Solanaceae. The record is from RefSeq and is a predicted model, not a curated record.
AUGGUUCAAUCGUGCAGCCGCGGCGAAACUACAAAAGGAAGAGGUGAAUAUUCUAGAAGUCGAGGUAGAGGUACCUUGCCCCUUGGCCAACCCAAAACUAUUCGGAAGAAGUCCACAACUGGCAGAGAGAUAGGUGCGGACCUCUCCGAGUCUAGUUCCUAUGUCCCGUCUAUGGCAGCUUCCGAGGGCAACUCAGCCUCUAUUCAGGAGGACCUAGCGGCCACACAGUCUAGGCCACAUGAGCGAUUUCAGCUCAUGGAUGAGGCCUCUUUAUCUCAUAGCACUCCCAAGAGGUCGGAAUGUGCUAGCCAGACCUCUGAGCCAGCAGCUGCCCCAAAUACAGAUGCACAGAUUGUACAGGAUAUCCCCGAUGAUGGUAGAGAGGGAGAUGGUAAAUCCACGGGUGUGGAGAGAUGCCAGUUUGAUGAGUCGGAAGUGGUAGUUACUGAGACAGCUGACAUUCCAUCUACCUCUAUUGAGCCCUUUUCUAAUGUUGUUGCUAUGCCUCCGCCACCAUCUUCAGAUCCAACCACAGCCCCUGCUCCAGCUCUGAGGCCAGAGCCCAUGCCCAUAGCUCCAUUAUCUGCUCUGCGAGUCUCCCGGAUUACUGUUGCAGCACAGUCAUCUACACAGGCACCUCAGGUCUCCUCUGAUCUUGAUGAGAAGUUGAAGAAGAUUCUGGACAACUAA